AUGGAAGAACCCUCUUUACAUUGGAACACUAAUCUUGGGGACGAUGUAGACGACUAUACCCCCGCAGAACAGGAAUAUGUUAAGCUUUGUGGUUAUCUUGAUGACCCAUACGAAAAGAUGCUGGAAAUGUACUCGAAUGCGCACGAGGCCAUUGAUGCUGAAGAUUGUGAUGCUCUCAACCGUGGCUACAUUGCAGUUGUUCAGGCCAAGGAGCUCACCUCAGAUGUUUUGCAACGGGGCAUAACGCGGUAUGGUCAGCUUGUCAAGACACGACUUGGCAGUAGACUCGGUUUUCAACUUCAUUCCUUGCCACGCGAGAGUGGGCCACGGCCUGACCACCCAGCGGAGUCUCCUGGUCAUCCAGCUGAUCGCAUUGCCUCGCUUCCGGAUCAUCAGCAGCAGGCUCUUGGUGUUGUUGGGGCUUAUCUUAGGUAUCUAAAGGAGUGCUGCCAUGAGGUAGAGACAUUUAUUGAUGGUCAGGCAAUUCAACGUUACGGUACCAAUGUUGUGGAUACAACCUCACUGGCUCAGCAUAUGGAGGUGCAACUAGAGGAAAUGGGUAGCGUGCGCGAAGAUUUCUAUGGAGACAGUAGUUGCUGA
Molecule: messenger RNA, 600 nt
Organism: Seminavis robusta
Lineage: Eukaryota; Bacillariophyta; Bacillariophyceae; Naviculales; Naviculaceae
Source: the annotation of a GenBank genome assembly